Molecule: messenger RNA, 822 nt
Organism: Penicillium hordei
Lineage: Eukaryota; Fungi; Ascomycota; Eurotiomycetes; Eurotiales; Aspergillaceae
Exons: 4
Coding region: 1-822 (273 amino acids)
Biological process (GO): polysaccharide catabolic process
Molecular function (GO): cellulase activity
Source: RefSeq, a predicted model, not a curated record
AUGGUUUUCUUCAGACAGGCUCUUGCCCUGGUGGCCCUGUCCUUGACCCAUGCCGCGUUCGCCCUUCCGACACUGAACGAUCUUUUCUCUCGGGCUCAAUCCUCCACUGGUCUCUGCGGGAACCAAGCCAACCUUAUUCUUCCAAAUACGCCAUGGAUUGUCUACAACAUGCUGUACAAUGCGGCUCAGAUGGUCGGCACGCAAUGUACAAAUUAUGACGGGGUCACCACAAGCGACAAUGGUACCAAGGAGGUUCUCUGGAGCAGCGUGGCCAACAUCGACUAUGUUGAGAGCACGAACAACGUCCCCAAAGGGUACUCCUUUGUCGGUCUGACCCAGAACCUCGAGACCAAACUUUCCGCUAUCGAGUCCAUCCCCACGACCUACAGCUGGACACGUACCAACUCCACUAAUUACAAGGCAGGAAACAUUUGCUUCGACUUCAUGACCAAUGAUGUCAAAGGUGACUCAACGUCAUCCUCCUCGCACGAGCUCAUGCUGUGGCUGCAGUACGAGGGCGGCCAGCUCCCCAUCGGCUGGACCAACGGGCCGGCCGGCACCGUUGACAACCUCUUCGGGACCUCGUGGACGCUGUACGAAGACGUCAAUACUGACACCGGGAUAACGGUCAGCACCCUAAUGCCCACCAAUCAGUUUGAGGGCUCUUUCUCUGGCGAUCUGAAGGACUGGUUGCUCGCCAUGGCCCACCUGGGCAGAUUUACCGAGGCCACAUAUGUCAAUGUUGGCAAUGCUGGCACGGAGUUCUUCUACGGAAAUGCCGUAAUGAACGCGACCCUCGGAUUGCAGAUCAACCUGGCGUGA